UGUUGCUCCAGUUGAGGUCCUGACUGGUGAGUCCCUCCUGCCAUGUCUACCUCUGAGAAGCGAGACCUGGCCCAACAUAGCCAGAGUGGAGUUUGUGACGGGGCAGCCCUGGACCCUGGAUUCAUCGGGAGUGCCUUGGUGCCUGAAGAAUGGGUGGCUGAAGCCGAGGCAGAGGUCGCCCCUGAGGAUUUCCAGGAGGCAAUAGAAGCUGUUUUGGAGGAGGAGGAAGAUGAGGCCUGGGUCCCCAUCGAGAACUUUUUUCAGCUAGUAGAAGAGGAGGAGGAGCUAGGAGAGGAGGAGGAACUGGGAGAGGAGGAGGAGCUGGGAGAGAAGGAGGAAGAAGAAUUUGAGGAGGAAAAGGAGGAGGAGGAAUUUGAGGAGGACGAGGAGGAGGGUGAAGAGGGGGAGGAAGAAGAAGAAGGAGAGGGGGAGGAAGAAGAAGAAGGAGAGGGGGAGGAAGAAGAAGGAGAGGAGGAGGAUUAUGAAGGAGAGGAGGAGGAUUAUGAAGGAGAGGAGGAGGUUUAUGAAAGAGAGGAGGAUUAUGAAGGAGAGGAGGAGGAUUAUGAAGGAGAGGAGGAGGUUUAUGAAAGAGAGGAGGAUUAUGAAGGAGAGGAGGAGGUUUAUGAAAGAGAGGAGGAUUAUGAAAGAGAGGAGGAGGACUAUGAAGGAGAGGAAGAGGACUAUGAAGGAGUGGAGGAGGGCUGUGAAGAAGAGGAAGAGGAUGAAGACAAAGAGGAGGACGAGGAGGAGGAUGAGGACAAGGAGGAGAAGGAAAAGGACAACAAAGAGGAUGCAGAAAUUGCUUGUGGCGCCUGUUCUGCUGAGCAUAGAGUAUGGGAUAUGGCUACUGAGGAUAAACUGGAAUACCUUUUCCAAGAAAGUCUCCCAAUGUCUGUAUUAUUCUUCUCUAAAGAAGCGGCUGAAUAUAAGUAUGAAAAUUCUGAUGAGGAGGCUCAAGAAGCUGGAGGCAAGAAGGAGAGAGAAGAGGAUGAAAAUGAAGAACUGGAAGAAGGACUUGAAAAGGAUCUGGACUCAGCAGAGCACAGCCCCUUCAAAAAAUCCAGCUUGGAGGCAGAGAAAUAAAUAGAUGGAGAAAGAAGAAAUUAAUUUCCUCUUCAUGGAUGUUCUAGUUUUCAGUAGCU
Molecule: messenger RNA, 1142 nt
Organism: Gorilla gorilla gorilla (western lowland gorilla)
Lineage: Eukaryota; Metazoa; Chordata; Mammalia; Primates; Hominidae
Product: cilia- and flagella-associated protein 251-like
Exons: 3
Coding region: 43-1083 (346 amino acids)
Source: RefSeq, a predicted model, not a curated record